Molecule: messenger RNA, 1618 nt
Organism: Perognathus longimembris pacificus (Pacific pocket mouse)
Lineage: Eukaryota; Metazoa; Chordata; Mammalia; Rodentia; Heteromyidae
Gene: Triap1
Product: TP53 regulated inhibitor of apoptosis 1
Exons: 2
Coding region: 36-266 (76 amino acids)
Source: RefSeq, a predicted model, not a curated record
UAGAGCGCGCCGCUGCCGCCGCCAUAACCAUCGCCAUGAACAGCGUCGGGGAGGCUUGCACGGACAUGAAGCGCGAGUACGACCAGUGUUUCAACCGCUGGUUUGCCGAGAAGUUCCUCAAGGGGGACGGUUCCGGGGACCCGUGCACCGAUCUCUUCAAGCGUUACCAGCAGUGUGUUCAGAAAGCAAUAAAGGAGAAAGAGAUUCCUAUUGAAGGAUUGGAGUUCAUGGGCCAUGGCAAAGAAAAGCCUGAAAAUUCUUCUUGACCUUGCUUGUCACCUUGGAAAUGGAUUCCUCAUAUCAGGAAAUUAAGAAGACUUUGGAUUUUGUCAGCUUAAGGCUAUGAAGUCAGCAGUGCAAUUUAAUGAGUUUGGGAGGAAGUUGUUUCUUCCUCUCAUUUGUAAAAGAUACUGCUUUGAGAUGACUUCUCACAUGCUUUGGCAUGCAGGAACUCAGUGUGCUAAAUUGAACAGUCUUUUGGGAUUAUGAUUGCAAUAUAUGGUCUGGAAUCAACUUCAAAUAUACCUUCUACAUGAAUCAUGAUAAGCUAAUCAAGAUGAUCAGGGCUCCUUGAACUUUUGAUUUCUGCUGCAAAAGGACAGUACAUAUACAGUAUGGGGGUCAUUGUUCAUGAAAGCAGUCAGGACCUUUUUGUUUCCUCAGGGAGCUAAUGCUCUAUAAAGGGAUCCAAGCAAAAGUUUCAAUCAAUUGUUGGGAGCAUGGAUUUACUUACAUGUAACAUUUAAUGUUGCUAAUGGCUUGGGUUAAAGAGGAAGACACAGCAAGAGGUGUCUGAUUUAAGAUGUGAAUGCUUCAAGACCAUUGAAAUGAAUACUGUCUCAGUUCACAGCAAAUAACUGAAUUAUAUUUGGAAUGGCUACAGAAGAACCUAAAUUAAAAAGAGUUCGCUUUUAAUGGCUUCCAUCUGAAUUAGUCAAUCUGCAUCAUAAACAGGCAAAAUGCAUCUGGUUAAACGUAGGAGAUGGGUGCUUUGAUUCAUUUUCAUUUGCCUAGCCUAUUUUAUGUCUAUAAUCAUCAAGAUGGAAUAAAUUCUAACAUUCAGUUCUUAUCGUUUACACUUCAUGGUACAUCUAGUACCUUGUUACCCAGUGUCUCACACAUACACUGCAGAGAACUUUAUCUUCUCUAACUUAAAAGGUGAAGAUUUAUCUAAGUGUAGUACAGAGUAAAAGAAACCUGGUGGUGACACACACAUGCGAUCCCUUGUACUCAGGAGACAGGCAAGAGGAUAGAGAUUUUAAAGCCAAUCUUGGCAAAGUUAACUAGACCCUGUCUCAAAAAACAAGGGUUUGGGGGCACAUCCCAAGUAGUAGAGCAUUUGCCUAGCAAGCUCAAGGGUUCAAUGCUCAGUACUGAAGCAGAAAAAACAAAAACAACCCUCUAAAUGUUAUUUCCAUAGUAACUGUAUGAAAUCUCUAUAUGUUCUGGUACCAAAAGAAUGUCAGGAUCAGAUGAGCGUUUACAUACUUUAUGUCAUGUAAUCCCCACAAACUGCCUAUCUUAAGGAUUUACUAAGAAAUAUUUGUAUUCGCUUAAACCUUACAAGACUGUCUCAUUAAGCUCUGAAAAUAAACUAUAAGCCAACCAUCUUCUGAAA